AUGGUGAGCGAAUCCCCGGGGCCGGGCUCCUGGGUGCCCUGGAGACCAAGAGAUGAGGCACUGCGUGUGAACGUGGGCGGAGUGCGGCGGCUGCUGAGCGCGCGUGCUCUAGCACGCUUCCCGGGCACACGGCUGGGUCGCCUACAGGCGGCGGCGUCCGAGGAGCAGGCGCGGCGCCUGUGCGAUGAUUAUGACGCAGCAGCACAUGAGUUCUACUUCGAUCGGCACCCGGGCUUCUUCCUCGGCCUGCUGCACUUCUACCGCACCGGCCACCUGCACGUGCUGGACGAGCUGUGUGUCUUCGCCUUCGGCCAGGAGGCCGACUACUGGGGCCUGGGCGAGAAUGCACUGGCCACGUGCUGCCGCGCACGCUACCUGGAGCGGCGGGUGACGCGGCCUCGCGCCUGGGACGAGGACAGCGACGCACCGAGCAGCGUGGACCCAUGCCCAGACGAGAUCUCUGACGUGCAGCGGGAGCUGGCGCGCUAUGGUGCGGCCCGCUGCGGUCGCCUGCGCCGCCGCCUCUGGCUCACCAUGGAGAACCCGGGCUACUCACUGCCCAGCAAGCUCUUCAGCUGCGUGUCCAUCGGCGUGGUGCUCGCCUCCAUCGCAGCCAUGUGCAUCCACAGCUUGCCGGAGUACCAAGCCCGGGAGGCAGCGGCAGCAGUGGCGGCAGUGGCCGCGGGUCGCAGCGCAGAGGACGUGCGCGAUGACCCGGUGUUGCGCCGCCUGGAGUACUUCUGCAUCGCCUGGUUCAGCUUCGAGGUGUCAUCGCGCCUGCUGCUGGCUCCUAGCACGCGCAACUUCUUCUGCCACCCACUCAAUCUCAUCGACAUUGUGUCGGUGCUGCCCUUCUAUCUCACACUGCUGGCUGGCGCUGCGCUUGGUGACCGGCGUGGAGCCAGCGGAGAGGAGCUUGGAGAUCUGGGCAAGGUGGUGCAAGUGUUCCGCCUCAUGCGCAUCUUCCGUGUGCUCAAGCUGGCACGCCAUUCCACUGGGCUACGCUCGCUGGGCGCCACACUCAAGCACAGCUACCGUGAGGUGGGCAUCUUACUGCUGUACCUGGCCGUGGGUGUGUCAGUAUUCUCGGGUGUGGCCUACACAGCUGAAGAAGAAAACGUGGGCUUUGACACAAUCCCUGCCUGCUGGUGGUGGGGCACCGUGAGCAUGACCACAGUGGGCUAUGGGGAUGUGGUGCCGGAGACUGUGGCUGGCAAGCUGGCGGCCUCAGGCUGCAUCCUAGGUGGCAUCUUGGUGGUGGCGCUCCCCAUCACCAUCAUCUUCAACAAGUUUUCCCACUUCUACCGGCGCCAGAAGGCACUGGAGGCCGCCGUGCGGAGCAGCGGACAGCGGUCUUUUGAGGACUUACUGAGCAGCGUGGACGGGGUAUCAGAGGUAUCUCUGGAAACAUCUCGAGAGACUUCUCAGGAGGGGCGGUCUACAGACCUGGAGACCCAGGCCCCUAGUGAGCCUGCAAAACCUCAGAGUUAUUAAAACCAGAGCUCUGCAUUCCCUCCCCACAGCCUCAGAGUCAGCUAACAGAGCAGAGCCCUCCCCUGCUUAAGUUCUGCAUGGGAGUCAUCCACCUGAGCAAUGAGAUCUAAGCCCAAGGCAGGAUAGUACACAACAACCUCCUUUGAAGUAGAUUCGCACCAAGAGGAGGAAGAGGAUGGCCUCUAUAUGAGCCCCAUUAGCCCUGUGCUGGCAGAUAAUUAUCCCCAUUUCACAGAUGAGGGAACUGAAGCUCACCCAAAUGUCACAGAGCUGCUAUAAAGAAGUCAUCUUUUAACACUAAGUCUCAGGAAGGAGCUGGAGGCCGAGUCCUUACACAAUCUCUAGGGUUCAUAGCACAACCGUCUUCAGUACUUCUUCCUAGGGCUGACUUACACAGAAACCUGAACAGACCCUUCUGGGACUUAGACCCAGCUCUAUACCUGCUUGGGAAAGGUAGCCAACCCCUGUCCCCAGAACUAGAUUCUAGCCCAUUGGUCACAACUGGUGACCUAGAGAGAAGAUUAUAGAGGAGGAACCAACUUAUAACCAGCUCAGCUUUGAGCUCUUGGUGGCAGAGGGCUGCUGUGCAUGCUCCUGUCCUGCUUGGUCUUUGUCAACUUGACACAAGCUAAAGUUAUCCGGGAAGAGGAACCUCAACUGAGAAAACACCUCCAUCAGAUCACCUGUAGGCAAGCCUGUGGGACAUUAUCUUGAUUAAUGACUGAUAUGGGAGGGCCCAGCCUGCUGUGGGUGGUACCAUCCCUAGGCAGGUGGUCCUGGGGUGUAUAAGCAAAC
Messenger RNA from Peromyscus eremicus (cactus mouse), 2289 nucleotides. It is a transcript of the gene Kcns1, whose product is annotated as potassium voltage-gated channel modifier subfamily S member 1. Gene Ontology annotation, cellular component: voltage-gated potassium channel complex; membrane. Gene Ontology annotation, biological process: regulation of delayed rectifier potassium channel activity; potassium ion transmembrane transport; protein homooligomerization. Bases 1 to 1494 code for a protein of 497 amino acids. The record is from RefSeq and is a predicted model, not a curated record. Lineage: Eukaryota; Metazoa; Chordata; Mammalia; Rodentia; Cricetidae. Gene Ontology annotation, molecular function: protein binding; delayed rectifier potassium channel activity. The transcript has 2 exons.